This is a messenger RNA of Caenorhabditis elegans, 198 nucleotides long. RefSeq lists its product as uncharacterized. The transcript has a single exon. Lineage: Eukaryota; Metazoa; Nematoda; Chromadorea; Rhabditida; Rhabditidae. The record is from RefSeq and is marked reviewed.
UUGACAAUUACGUGCUUGUUUGACCAUUCACCUCCUCCUCCCCCACCCGGUCCUCCUCGCUCCCCAAAUUUCUUGGCUGACAUUUCCGUUCAGGAGCUCGUCAGCUCGGCGCGCAGCCCGCAGGAGGUGUGGUGGGUGGUCGGAGGACUCAAUCUUUGUUCUUCUGCCACGAGGAGAUCGAGAAUUGUAGAAGAAUAA